Stegodyphus dumicola is the source of this 1156-nucleotide messenger RNA. Its product is annotated as stAR-related lipid transfer protein 7, mitochondrial. The record is from RefSeq and is a predicted model, not a curated record. Gene Ontology annotation, molecular function: lipid binding. Lineage: Eukaryota; Metazoa; Arthropoda; Arachnida; Araneae; Eresidae.
GCAAAAAUUAUCUCCGGUUAAAUCGCCAAUGUGCUUUUUAAUUGCGAAUAAUUUGCGUUUAUUAAUACAGUUAAUUACUUCUGGAAUAUUCACUUAUAAUUCAUAAACAUUUUAUACAUCUCUACAGGUUACAUGAAUAUUCAAAGGGUUAAUAUGUGAAUAUGAUGCAUUAAACGGUUCCGUAAAUAUGAAUGGAUGCUAUGUUUACAAUAAAAUUGCUAGAAAUUUUCGUAGUUAUUAUAGAGGCUAUGGGGAAAGUGAGCUAUCUAUAGAACUUAGAAGAUCUUUUGCUCUUUCCUCACGAUUUGAUACGAACAAUAAGAAAGUGUAUACGUUUAAAUCAAUAUUUCAUUUCGACGACAGAAAAAAGUUAUUUGAAUAUUUUAAAACAGAAGUGAACGAGAAACUUGCUGUCCUAGGAGAGAUUCUAACCAGGCAGUGCAAUUUUAUUGUGUCACAAAGAGUCCGGCGUACAUCUCAGGUAUGGAACUUAUACGCUCGAUUAUAUACUGAAAACACAAUCAAACAAAUCAUUUCUCAAUUUGCAAAGAACUUUCGUUUAAAGAAACGACCGUUUGCAGUGCUAUUUGGAGCGGCAUUGUUCAACUGGGACAAGGAGAAGAUUACAGAUGAUGAGAUUCAGAAUUUUAGCAAGUUGGAUGUAUUUCUGUUGGAUGAAAUGGUUUAUUUCCGAUCUUGCAACACAAUCUGCAUUUAUGAAUUGGACAGAUACCGAAGCAGUGAUGAUCAUCCCACAAAACCUAUUACGGGUCAGCGACUUGUCACUAAACUGAUCGAAGAUGGCUGGGAGGCUGUUAUUCAGAAGGAAUGUGUUCAAGUUUGGAGGAAGGCAUUUCCUAAUUCGUAUCUUUAUGAAUACAAAAUUAUGGGAACAUUUUAUGACGUACCUGCAAGAACAUUCUUUGCUGUGCAGACAGACAUAGAAUAUAGAAAAAAAUGGGAUAAGCUUGUUAUAAAACUUGACAUCAUCGAUAAGGAAGCUACUGAAGGAGGUUGUGAAGUUAUGCAUUGGGUUAUGCAUUAUCCUUAUCCUAUGUACAGUAGAGAAUAUGUAUAUAUUAGAAGAGCAGUGGUAAGUAAAUUAGAUUAUAUGAAAACAAAUGCAAUAUAAAGUCUACAAUCUAUAAUCAUUGGG